AUGGAAAAGAAGAGGGAUUCCUUCUUUUUGCCGAAUAAGAAUCAGAAGAAUAAACAUCAGGGUAGCGGACAAAAUAAGAAUGAAAAGAAAAACAUUGAUAGAAAAGAAGGGGAAUCAUCAAAAACAACAAAAAGACAAAACAGUUUUGAUAACAAUAGACCAAACCUUAAUGAACCAUCAGAAAAUGGUAAUGGUAAGAAGCCAUUUGAUAAAAAAACUUACAGACUAAAAAAAUACAGCAAGAAAUAUAAGCUUGAGCAAUGGGAGGAACAGAGAAAGAAGAGGUUGUUACAUGAAUAUCAAAAAAGCAUGAAAAAUGAUGAGUUAGCUGGAACAUAUAAACCGAAAACAUUUGAUGAAGAUGUCCCAGAUUCUGGGGAAGUUGGAAGAUUUGUGAGGCACCCAGAUUUAAUAGAGAAAGAUUUGCAAAAUGAUCAAAAAUCUAAAAAGGUUCCCUUCGCAAAAGCAAAGGAGCAAUUUAAUAAAGUGAAGGAGGAAAAAUUGCAGAAGCAGCAGGAAAAGGAGAAAGCAAGAGAGGAGAGAAAUCAAAAGUUGCAAGAAUACAAGAAGAAGAAGCAAGAAAGAUUUAAGAAGUUGAGUAAGAAAACAAAGAAGGGACAACCUGUGAUGUCAGGGAGAAUGGAAUUGCUAUUGGAGAAGAUUAAAGGGAAAUAA
This is a messenger RNA of Zerene cesonia (dogface butterfly), 675 nucleotides long. Its product is annotated as thyroid transcription factor 1-associated protein 26. The record is from RefSeq and is a predicted model, not a curated record. The transcript has a single exon. Gene Ontology annotation, cellular component: nucleus. NCBI's taxonomy places the organism in Eukaryota, Metazoa, Arthropoda, Insecta, Lepidoptera, Pieridae. Bases 1 to 675 code for a protein of 224 amino acids.